UCCAAGAAUUAGGUUGAAGAUGGGAUCCGGUGGGAGCAAGGGUUCUUGCAGAGGAGGAGCUUCCUCGUCCAGAAGAUCUAUUGGGAAGAACCGGGUUUUCCAAUCCUCUUGCCUCGGACCGCCUUCUGGAUCUGCUGAAUCCCGUAAUAAAGACUACGGCUCUAAUUUCGCCAACCGGAUCCGGAGAGAACCGGAAUCUGAGCCGGUUCAGGUCAAAAGAGAAUGUUCUAGGAAGGUUAAGGGUGAAGCGGUAUCUGAUUACGAAAUGCCGCUGCCAUGCAUAUCUUCCAGUGGUGGUAGCAACUCCGCCAGAGCCACCACCGCAGCAGUGCAUCACUCUUCUUCUCGUUGCCUCUCCGGCUUUAGCUUCCUUCCGCGUAAUGUUAGUUUCAGAUUAAGCAGAGCUAAUAGUUUGGAUUCGUCUAGGGCAUAUCCUUCAAAUCUUGCGAUAUUGAAUCCGGAUGACAACUCCGAGACAUUUGAAGAACGUCCACAACAACUUCCCCAAAAUUCUUCUUCUUCUGUAAAUUUAUAUUCUCCCGUAAUCUUCCAUGAUGCGGGCACAGAUAGGGAUAGGGAUAGACGUAUUGGAGUUGGAAGUCGAGAGCCCGCUGAAAGGAAUGUACGUUUUAGCAGAACACUGAGCGUUGGAAGGCUUCGUGACCGUGUUCUUCGUAGAGCUUCCUUAUCAGAUUUCUCGUUCUGCCCUUUACAGCAAAACAUCAAUCAAACUCACGCAUUUGCAGCGGAUAUAGAGUCACAGCAAUCGGCUAACUCUUCUUCCACAUCCACAUCUACAUCCACUGCCCCCAUUAUCACCAACAAUCCCGUUUUUAACAUUCAGCACCUUGAAGUUGAAAAUUCACGAUCUAGAGAAGCUAGCUAUCACGAUUUACUCGAGCACAGAUCCAAUUUCCUUGAAAGGAGGAGAAGAAUACGAUCUCAGGUUCGAGCUCUUCAACGGCUAGGAAGCCGUUUUGAGAACUUCUCCGGACAUGAAAGGUCUUGUAUAUUAUCUGGUCAACAUCGAACUGGUCGAUGCACUUGCCGUGUAAAUAAUCGAGAUUCCAAUUCAAAUGAUGAGACAAGUGCCAGGGCUAGUAUAUCCAGAAUUGUUAUGUUAGCUGAAGCAUUAUUUGAGGUUCUGGAUGAAAUUCACCAGCAAUCCGUGGUUUUAUCAUCACGACCUUCUGUAUCUUCAAUUGGUUCUGUUCCUGCACCUAAUGAAGUUGUGGAAUUACUUCCUCUCAAAGUAUACAAGUCGCACAAACUUCAUAAUGAUGAAGCUGCACAAUGUUACAUAUGCCUUGUGGAGUAUGAGGAGGGGGAUAGCAUGCGGAUAUUGCCUUGUAAUCAUGAAUUCCACAGAACUUGUAUAGACAAGUGGCUCAAGGAGAUUCACAGGGUGUGCCCUCUUUGCCGUGGCGAUAUCUGCAGACACGAUUUGGUGGCUGUGGAGAACUGAGCUUGCAGUUUUACUCCAUACUUCCCGAGGAGCAUUGGCAGCCAUGUAGAUAGUAAGCUCUAAACCCUGGUGACAAAAUGGAAGAAA
Messenger RNA from Hibiscus syriacus, 1552 nucleotides. Its product is annotated as probable E3 ubiquitin-protein ligase HIP1. The transcript is spliced from 7 exons. The coding region runs from base 20 to 1465 and encodes 481 amino acids. The record is from RefSeq and is a predicted model, not a curated record. NCBI's taxonomy places the organism in Eukaryota, Viridiplantae, Streptophyta, Magnoliopsida, Malvales, Malvaceae.